This is a messenger RNA of Episyrphus balteatus (marmalade hoverfly), 3691 nucleotides long. Its product is annotated as putative nuclease HARBI1. NCBI's taxonomy places the organism in Eukaryota, Metazoa, Arthropoda, Insecta, Diptera, Syrphidae. The transcript is spliced from 3 exons. The coding region runs from base 2488 to 3597 and encodes 369 amino acids. The record is from RefSeq and is a predicted model, not a curated record.
UUAUUAUUUUCAAAAUUGGUAUAUUUUUGUAUAUGUAUAUGUAAAUGUAUGUGUAGGUAACAAAAGUUACAUUAGUGCCCGGCUACACGGUGAUUUUUCAAUCGCCUAAGCAGUGAGUUUGUAGGCAAGAGGGGUGAGGAGUGAAGGGGGAAAAUGCUCACGAAGGGAACUGAAUUUUCUGAGGGCAGUACAGUUACAGUUCCAUUGCUAAAUGUUUCCUCUUUUUGACGUUUGUUCCUAGAAAAUGUAAAAGUGGAACGUGAUUGGGCACAACAGUGUGUAGCCACCGCAUGUGAUUUUUCAAUCGAUUGAAAAAUCACUGUGUAGCCAGGCACUUAGGCGACAACUUUGUAUAUAAAAUUUUAUAUACAAAGGGCGACAAUUGGCUAACAAUAACAAUAAAAAUCUUAUGAAGUUAAUUUUUUUUGUUAGUUUCAUGGCCUAUUUGCUUAUCGUGUUUCAGUACGCAGCUCUAGCGAAAAAUUGGAGAGUUUUCACUCAUUUGUCACUUACUUUUUACUGUCCUGUGCAUUUUUCUUGACUCCAAGAGCAGUGUUGACUGUUUUUUCACUUUUAAUUCAUUUAUUUCUUGCUUUAAAGAUUAUUUUCUCUUGAUUUGAAAUUAAUUAAGAUUUUUUGACUUUGACAGUAUUCUAUUGAUGAUAUUUUUUCGUUAGCAUUUUCGUUGUCGAUUUGAAAAUUUUUCGUUUCGCUUCAGCUGCGUACUAGACUUUAAUUUCGCUCAAGAUUUCGUUAACGAAAUUUUGUAUGGAAAAUUUUGUUUGCUUCAGCUGCGGGGGCGACUUUCCAUUAAGGGCGCACGCCUAGAGUUGUGAUUUUAUUUUUUACUUUGAGCUUAGGGUCUCAAUAGAAUACCUUUAAAAUGACUUUUAAAUGACUGUUCUAACUUGUUCAGACGUUUCUCACGAAACUGAGCUGCGUUCUUUUUCUAACAAUUAUAUUCAACUAUGGUUGUUAUGUCAAAAAAUUUUGUGGAUGUGUCAUUGUUAGAAAUUGUUGGGUUUUUUACAAAUCAUUAAGGAACGAUUUAUUGUUAGAUAUUGUAAAACUGUCAAACCAUCGAAAAAAAUUGUUUUGAGAAUACUUUUAUUUGCAAAAUUGUAACAAAGAAAUCAUGUUUUUUUUAAUCAAAAUAAAUUCUCUCGAAUCAUAAAAUUACAAAAAUCUCUUUUUAUUUUCCUUUUUCUCGUUUAUUUAAAAAAAAAUCUUCGAGUUCGUUUUGUAAACAAAACAUCCACUUUGACACAUCAACAAUCUCAUAAGUGUUCAACUCAUAUCAUGGAGGUGAGUUGGAAAUAGUUACGAUUUGCAACUAUUUGACACUUAACUGGCUGAAUACAAUGGUGUAGCUGUGGCUGUAGCUUGUAGCGCAAGUUGAAGAAUUCUCAACAUUUUGCUCAGCUGCCGCCAACUUUUGUUGUUGUUUCCUUUAGUAAAAUUUUGACAGUACUACAAACUACAGCCACAGCUACACCAUUGUAUUCAGCCAGUAAAAACGAGUUUAGGAACGAUGUUCAUCUGUCAAAUAGUUACAAAUCGUAGCUAUUUUUUUUUUGUUAUGUUUUAUUUACACAACCUUUGUAUAUAAAAUCUUUAGUACUAAAAUGGGAGUAAGAAGAUGAGAUAUACAUUUCUGUUUGAAAUUUGACAUAUUUUUUAGUUCUUUCGUUAGCUUGUGCCUCAUUUACACGACUGGCAAAAUGCCAAUUUAUCUGUCAAAUUGAAGCCAUUUUUCUUUUCAUCGUAUAAUUAUACAAAAAUAUUUCCAGUAUUGAAAGCGUUUAAACGCUUUCAAUACUGGAAAUAUUUUUGCAAAAAACAAAUGGCAGGGAAAAUUUGGCAUAAAAUGUUGCCAUUAAUAUGGCUAUGUGUAAACACUGUGCUGGCGCCAAUUUUCCCAAUUAUUCCAAUUUAGAAAAAAAUGAACUUGUGUUUUUUUUUUGACAAAUUGCCAUUUUUUAAACGUCAAAUCUAAACGAAACAACUGCAAUAUUCAUCUUGUCUGUGGACUGAAUUUGUGUACUUAAAAAAUUAAAUGUUGGCAAUAUAAUGCCAACAUUAAAAUCUGCCAUAAAUUGAACUCGUGUAAAUGCAUGAACAUAAAAAAUUAUUUCUUCCAUUAUGUUGCCAUUUUGUUUGCCGAAGUAUUGGCAAUUUUGCCAGUCGUGUAAGAGCCAUUUUCUUCACUACAAGUUGAAGUCAACUUGAGAGUUUUCAUUCUCAACUUGUGAUUUUGCUUUUCUUCACUCAAAGUUGACAGUUUCAACUUUCAAUUCUCAACUCUCCAGUUGGUCAACUUCUGGUUUUCUCAACUUCCGAAAAUAGUAGAAGUUGAGAGAGCAAACUUGAGAGUUUUCUGUCAAAUUGAAAUAUGUAAAACAUUUUUUUGAAUCUUCUGUCAAAAAUUAUUCUCGGUUUGAAUUGAAUUGAAUUUUUCGGUGUAAAUAAAAAUUUAUUUAUUAUAAAAUGUUUCGCGAAAAUUAUUAUUGGGAAAAUCAUCCAUCGUCUGCUUCCGGAAGCGAAAAUGAAGAAGAAGAAUUGUUAAGGAUUGAAAGAAGACAAUAUAAAAUGUGUCCCCGGGUAGGGCUUGAAAAAUGGGACGACCAUGAUUUUAUCUACCGGUUUCGUAUUUCAAAGCGAACGACGAUUUUACUCUUGGACUUGAUAAGGGAUAGUUUGCCUUGCACUGAAACAAGAUCCCGCGAAUUACGACCAAUUACCCAAUUAUUGAUUGUGCUGAGGUAUUAUGCACUUGGGUCAAUUCAGUUGUCCAUUGCUGAUUUUAUUGGUGUAAGUAUUUCAACAGUGCAUCGUAUUUUGAAGAGGGUGUCAAAUGCAAUUGCUAAUCUUGCGCCCCAAUUUGUUCGCAUGCCGGAAACACCAGGAGAACGGUUACAAGCAGCAAGAGAAUUUUAUGACAUAGCCAAAUUUCCAAGAACAAUUGAGGCAAUAGAUUGCACGCACGUAAGAAUCCAAUCGCCAGGUGGAAACAAUGCAGAACUUUUUAGAAAUCGCAAAGGUUGGUUCUCUAUAAACGUUCAAACCGUGGCAUCUGCAGACCUGAAAAUAAUAGAUAUCGUUGCUCGUUGGCAGGGUUCCACGUACGAUCAACGUAUUUUCAAUUCAUCAACUUUGAGGCAACGAUUUGAAGACGGUGAAUUUGAGCACUUUAUUUUAAUCGGUGACUCUGGCUACUCAAACACAAAUUACUUGGCGACACCUUUUCAAAACGUUUCAAACUCGGUUGAAAAUUUAUAUAAUGAGUCUCAGAUUCGAACUCGAAAUUAUGUGGAGCGUUCCUAUGGAAUUUGGAAAAGACGGUUUCCAAUAUUGGCCACCGGGUUAAGAUGCCGAGUUCAGACGGUGCAAUUGAUUAUAAUUGCUUGUGCCGUCCUUCAUAAUAUAGCCAUCGAUGAAAAGGAACCACAAACUCCGCCGGAAAUGCCCGGAUUUGAGGAUAUGUUGCGUAAUACAAAUGUACCAUCAACAAGACAACAUCAAUUACCUUCGGGAACGGUUGGGAACGCAAGGUCUCGAAUUCGUCAUUACUUUCAAUCAAUUUUAGACCAGGAAUAAAUAAAUUGAAAAAAAAUGUAUUCGUAAUAAAUUAAUAUUUAAUAUUCAAUUAACAAUUAACAUUUAAUAAACAAAAUAAAAUUUCAAAAAUAAA